Messenger RNA from Acanthoscelides obtectus, 290 nucleotides. The record is from the annotation of a GenBank genome assembly. Lineage: Eukaryota; Metazoa; Arthropoda; Insecta; Coleoptera; Chrysomelidae.
AUGAUGUUUGUAUGCGAUAACACUCUUUUCCCUCAGCCUGUUAUCGAUACCUUCAACCUCUGGGGAAUGCGGAGUGUAAUUGAAUAUUACCAGAACGGGGAAUCGAAUGAAACGGUGAAACAAAAGGAAAACGGCAUGAAUAUAUGUAUGGGGGUUGAAAAUAUUGCCUUACUCCCAAUAUCGUUUGAUUUGAAUAUUCCUACUUUGUAAUGCUAGGCUUCUCAUGUGGAAAGACGGCGGCACAGUGGCAAAAAUAAGUAUGUACGACGAAAACUAAAAGAAAAGGUAGC